AGUAGAUAAUUGACGGUGGUUUUACAGCACACAUAUUUACACAAGUACACAAACACACAUGCUGCUGGGAAAUGCACAACAGUAUAUGCUUUCCUGUGAAAUGCAAUCUGAAUGCAACAGUGCACAGAAUAUCACAUGCAUCUAGAGUCUCACACACACUCCUGAAGUGUCUUCACACACACACACACACACACACUCCUGAUGGGAAUGACUGUGGAGCAGCUUCUCAUUGGUGUUGUGUUACUAUCACUGAUGAUCUGGAGGGUCAAACACACUGAAGAGCUUCUGUUCUGCAGAUGGAGACAAAAUCACAAUCACAUCCUGCAAUCUGGCGCCGGAAAUACCCCAAAUUCAUCUUUACUUUUCUGUCCGGUUACUAGGAAAAGUCGGUAGAAUGCAAAAUGUCAAGACUCAAGACUUGUAUGCAUGCUUUACUAAUCAUUCCUGCUCUCUGAACUCCGUCUCUCUGUGUUUCUCAGGAUGAAAAUGAGACGUCACAGGGUUUUCUUGAUUUGCACGGUGGGACUGUGUGUCAUUUCCUUCCUGCAUUACUACAAGGCUCUGCACUAUGUGUCCCUGCUGAGGGAGCUGUCUGCACCCUACCCCAACAUCAAGUCCUUCAUCAUGGUCACCGGGUUCUUCUGGAAGGAGGGCAGCACCAUGUCCAGUGCGACUCCAGAGGAAGCGCCGCCGGAUGGGAAGUUGCAGGCCGCAGGAGGCCUGGAGCUGGAUCUGGAUACGGGACAGGAGCCUGAAGCACCACAGCCUUGGAGGAGACCUGAAGAAGUGCAGCGCAGGAGCUCCAGCACCACCGAGGUUCAUAAGGUGGGUUUGGUCCCCUGGAAGCCCAGCAGCCCGACCGACCCAAAAGCCGACCCUCAGAGAGAGUCUGAAGUGAGAUCCGCCAUAAACAAACUCCAGCCGCGCCACGUUUCGACUCCGGACCCACUGGAAACUCUUGGCGAUCUGCACAGGCGCUCACACCUGCUCCAGGACGACCGCAGCCCGUACUUCGUGCGCACUAAAGCGGGCGCGCUGUGCUUCCGGCAGGGCACAGAAGUGGCGCCACCCAAAGACGAAACGCUAAAAGUGAAACCCAGCGCCGCAGGAGUGAUCCAGCGGAGAAUACUGCAGAAACCCGACGAGUCCAAGACUUCGGGAAAAUCAGUGGAGGAAUCCAGACUCUCUCGGGGGAAGCCAAAACGCGGAAAGAGACUAGUAAAGUGUGUUUGUCGUGCGGGAUGGCACGGCCCGUACUGCGGUGUACCCACAAUGGUGUACCACUCCAAUCUGCCAACCAAGGAGAGGCUGAUGCCUCGUGAAACUCCUCGGCGUGUAAUUAACGCCAUUAACGUAAACCACGAGUUCGACCUGCUGCACGUGCGCUUUCGGGAGCUCCUGCAGGCGGUCGAUGUGUUUCUGGUAUGUGAGUCUAACUUUACGGCGUACGGUGAGAGGCGUCCGCUCAGGUUCCUCAAUCUGCUGCUCAACGGGACGUACGAUUACGUGCGGCACAAGAUCCUCUACGUCUUCCUGGAUCAUUUCCCAGACGGCGGCCGACAGGACGGGUGGAUUGCAGAUGAUUACCUGCGCACCUUCCUGACCCGAAACGGGAUAUCUCGGGUUGCAGGAAUGCGUCCGGAUGAUGUCUUUCUCAUCAACGAUGCUGAUGAAAUCCCGGCUCAAGAAGGAAUUCUGUUCCUUAAGCUGUUCGACGGCUGGACGGAGCCUUUCGCUAUUCACAUGCGUAAAUCUCUGUAUGGGUUUUUCUGGAAGCAGCUGGGCUCGCUGGAGGUGGUGUCCGGGUGCACCGUCGGGAUGUUGAGGGACGUCUAUGAUAACGAUGGGAUUCGGCUGCGGAGACGGGAAUAUUACACCAUGCCGGGAUUUCGGAAGUACGAGAAUGACACUGGACACAUCCUGGUGCAGUGGUCCAUCGGGAGCCCGUUUCAUUUCGCAGGCUGGCACUGCUCCUGGUGUUUCACACCAGAGGGAAUUCACUUCAAACUCAUUUCAGCCCAAAACGGCGACUUUCCUCGCUGGGGCGAUUACGAGGACAAGCGAGACCUCAACUACAUCCGGGAGCUGAUCCGCACCGGCGGCUGGUUCGACGGCUCUGUGCAGGAGUACCCACCCUCGGACCCUAAGGAGCACAUGUACGCCCCCAAAUACAUGUUGGAGCAUUAUGAUCUCUACCGAUACCUGUUGGAGAACCCGUACGCCAAACAGUUUAAACCAGGAGGCGCGUAGGGAGGAAUGGGAAUGAAACACUCGCUCUCUCAUUGGUCAAAACUCUCGAGCCGAUCCGUCCAAUGGCUGAGCUCCUCAUGUGAACACAGAGAAACACAGCAGUUCCGUCUGGUCAAUGUUUACAUGAUCUCCAGCGCUCUGCCGUAGUAGCCUCCUGUGUUCAUUGUACAUGACUUUCUGUCUGUGUGUGAGUGUGUGAGAGAGCGAAUGUGUGUGUGUGUGUGUGUGGGUGAAUUUCAUUGGUGCACAGACUUUCUUGCACUCCAGAAUCAAAAAAGGAAACUCAUUGCACAAAUGCCACAUUUUUUGGGGGGGGGUUUGUUGACAGCUUGUAAAUUCCUCCGAACUCAAAUGUCUUUUUCUUCAGUCAGAAAAAAAAUCUUUGUGUACCAUUGUGAGCUGUUCUGAAUGAGUUUGCGGACGAGAGAGAGAGAGAGAGAGAGAAGCAGGGCUUUGUUUGAGCUCUGAUGGAGCAGAUAUGGGAGAUUUUUACUCACACAAACGAGAUUCCUGUCUGAGAAAUCCUGACGCAAAAGCUGGGAGAGAGCUGUUUUCUGUUGCUGUUAGAUAUUUAGUUUGUGAUAAUGUGACCCACAGCCAUGUUGUGCACACUAUUGAGGAGAUGUCAGAUAAAACAAGACGAGCUCUGUUGAGUUUCAAGAUAUCAGAGCUGCAGCGCAACACAAAGAUCAUCCCGAAUCAUCUGCGGCCUUAUGAGGAAACUUCUUUUUGCCAAAUUUAGAUAUUCUAAUCAAUCCUUAAAAAAAAAGCCAUGAUAUGAGAAUGCACUUCGAGAAGCUUCAUGGAAAAAUCAAGGCUGAAAGUCCUAUAUGGAGGGUAAAUGUGUUUUAGGGGGACGAAAGGGAUUUUUCAUGAGCUAUAAGUGGAUUUUAUUGUCAUCUAAAUCCAGAAUGUUGGUGUUUUUCUCUCAUGACCCAUGUGAAAAAAUCCCUGACUGAAAUAUCUAACAAACAACAGUCAUGUGGUGAUUUAAUUGCCGUCCAAAUCCACAUCUCUGUGUGUCUAUAUAGGAGAUCCGUCCUGUAAAUCCCUCUUGCACCGUACAGUUGCACUUCAAGGUUAUUUGCACUAAUUUGUCUUAAAAAUGGACACUUGCGUUAGUGAAGUGCUAGUAAUCUAGUGUCCGUGAGUCCACUUAUUAUUGCCUAUCCUAUAAAGUUGUGUUUAAUUGACGAUGACUGCUGUCGAUGCUGACCCAGUGUGAGUUCAGUUUGAUUUGAUUUAGGGUGAAACUCUCCAGGAAUUUUCCAUGCCAUAUUUGAGAAUCUGAACUGUAGCAUGUGAUUGAUCACAAGACAUCUGCAGUUCCACAUUUGUAGGAUUCACCAUCAGAAAGCAGGUUUUCCUUUACAGACGUCCCCAUGAGAAACAAUUGCUUUCCACCCUCACACAAAUCUGAUAUAUGCAAAUUAACUCUGACAUGCAAGUUCAUAUUUGGCCUUUACAUGUAUGAAAUAGAGCCAGACCUCUGCCAAAAGAUAAUACGACGCUGUACAAGAGGCAUCAUUGUGGAAACAAAUAUUGCUCAGCUUUUAUUUACAUUUGAACAGAGCGUGUCAGUCAGAAUCUGCCAGGGGUCUGAAUACUUUACAGCUUGACUGUAUAUAAUUUGCAUAUAUUUCCAUGUUUCAGAUUUCUGUAAGUUACAUUCACCAUGGCGUAAAUGCUGAAAUCAUUGCUUACAGCAGCUGUUGUGAGCUCAGCAUUGCUCAUCAGGGUGGACUCAGAUAUGGAAAAGAGCCACACAGUGUUUCUUGGGUUUUAAUGUCUUAAGUGAAAGCAGGAAACAGUUUCUAUUAUGAAAUCCUGGGCUGGAAAUUCCCUUCGCUCGGAGAUCAGAUCAUGCGGGACGUGUGGGGAAUUACAUUUACAGCGCGAGAAAUCCUGACAGCAGCCAUUCUGUCUUCAUCUGGGGGUGUUGAAGUCCACAUCAGACCUGCAUUAGUGUCUCCACCGCCUUCAGUUCCGCUUACUCUCAGUGAAUUGUCAAACACUGAAUUACGAAUCCUCAUUUCAGAGCUCUACUCAGGACCUUUAAGUUCCACAUAAACUCCCACAGGCGUCUGAUUACAGCAGUAGAACAGAUCAUUUCCACAGAACAUGAUCUCAGCUAAAAACAGAUCUCCAGAUAUAGGAGGUAUCUGUGUGAGGGGUUAAACUGCUGCCACUGAACCGUCACGCUGAAUUAUCUACGGCCCGCGGUUGAGGGUCAUCAAAUCAUGCAAACAAACGAUUACUCACUAGUGUGUGCUUUAAAGGGCGCUCGGCUGUGACGCCUGUGUGCCCUGCUCAUGUCACUGUCUGCAGUCCUGCCAUUCCUACAUGUGUAAACAGCCUAAAGAUAGAGACGGAUCUCAGAGAGAGAGAGAAAGAGAGAGAGAGAGAGAGACAGGUGCUCGUGUGUUUAAUGAUCCGUUCUGCAGCUCGCUUCAGGCCUCUGGGAUCGACCCUUCCUCUGCUGUGCGCUGUAUGUUUGGGCUGCUGUGAUUCAUCAAUCAAUUUUUAGAUUUUUGAAUGCAUUGCGAGUCCCUCUGGAAUCAAUUCUGAACUUUUGAAAGGCAGAUGUUGCUCUAGACUAGUUAUUAUAGGCUAGUGUUUAA
This is a messenger RNA of Danio rerio (zebrafish), 4871 nucleotides long. Lineage: Eukaryota; Metazoa; Chordata; Actinopteri; Cypriniformes; Danionidae. The record is from RefSeq and is a predicted model, not a curated record.